AUGGGGGACUUGAGACCUAUAGCCCUUUGCAAUGUUAUCUAUAAGCUUUGCUCAAAGGCUUGGUGUGUAGCUUCAAAUCCUGGCUCCAUGAUUGCACAAUUGUAUAAGGCUCGUUAUUUUCCGGAUGGCAAUUUUUGGAAUGUUUCUGAAUAUGCUACUCCUUCCUAUUCUUGGCGUAGCAUCUUUGCUACUAAGGAUCUCCUUCAUGCAGGUUCCUUAUGGCAAAUUGGAGAUGGAGCUAGUCUAUCUGUCUGGAAUGAUUCAUGGAUUCCUUCUCACAAGCUGCAACCCAUGAUUGGUGCAAGUACUGAUCUGGAAAUUGUUAGUGAUCUUAUUAAACUCCCAAUGCUUGAAAUGAACAUCAAGUGCGUAGUUGUUUUGUGA
Molecule: messenger RNA, 384 nt
Organism: Rosa chinensis
Lineage: Eukaryota; Viridiplantae; Streptophyta; Magnoliopsida; Rosales; Rosaceae
Exons: 2
Coding region: 1-384 (127 amino acids)
Source: RefSeq, a predicted model, not a curated record